Molecule: messenger RNA, 3471 nt
Organism: Aureobasidium uvarum
Lineage: Eukaryota; Fungi; Ascomycota; Dothideomycetes; Dothideales; Saccotheciaceae
Source: the annotation of a GenBank genome assembly
CUGAAAGGACCACCCAUCAUGAACGACCAACAACACGAUCUUUCCUAUCCGGAUCCUGCCUCUGCCUACCACCUGACACCAUACCCUGAGAUUUCACACCAGACGGAUCCCUACAGCUAUGCCUACGCUCCUCCGCAAGAGGAUUUCUAUCCUCCUAUGCCUCAACCUCUUAUGCACGAAGGUUUUAUGCCGCGCGGUCCACAGCCUCUGAUGCACGAAGGAUUCAUGCCUAGACAUGACAUGGACGUGGACUCUGACGUUGAUGAAGAUCCAAGUGCUGGUUAUGGUGCUCUGCAAGCCCAAUACGGUCUGAACUUCGUCUUGAACCCCCAGAACAAUCAGUUUGGCCCCGAAGAUGAUAUUGUCUACGAAGACGAGUUUGAAGAACAAGAUCCCCAACUUCAGCGUAGCCGGCUAGACAGCGUCGACCGCGAACUCUUGGAUGUUAGAGACAAUCCUCGCAUAGACCCCGACUUUGCCAUGUCUGACGCAGGUGGCAGCUCUGAUGACAUGUCCAUUAACUCUGACCUCUUGAACGAUAUUCUCGAUGAAGAAAUUGCUGCUGGAUCGCGUGGUCGUGGCAAGGGCCGUGGCCGAGGACGCGGACGAGGUACUGGACGAGGACGACGUGGUUGGAAGUGGGCCAUCAAAGGUACGGAGCACGAUCCCAAGGUGGCUGCAAGAGGUCGUGGCCGAGGUCGAGGUAGAGGAAACGGUGUUCCACGUGGAGAAGGCCGCCGGAAGAACGGUGACAAGAGAAACACUGUUGCAGAGCCUGAUCCAGAGUUCAAGAGGCUGCAGUCACUCGCCACCCAAGCCUUCUUGAACAACAAUUACCAGGCCGCUGCUGACUACGCGCGUGAUGCCGUCAAGGCCAAUCCUGAGAUUUUCGCUGCUCACAGUUUGCUGUCCGAGAUUCUUUUGGCGCAAGGAAAGGACCAAGACUCGCUGACUGUACUAUUGCACGGUGCUCACACAAGACGUGAUCCAGCUCUGUGGUGGACUGUUGCAGAACGAACACUGGAGUUGGCAGGAGAUGACCGCACUCCUUCUGUCCUUGAACAAGCCAUUUAUUGUUUCGCAUGGGCGAUCAAGCUUGAUCCUGAUGAUUACGACGCUCGUCGCGAAAAGCUGAACCUACUCCUCGAAUCCGACCAACCGGCAAGAGCGAGAGGAGAAGCCAAGAUGAUGGUCCGCCAGAAGCCACACGACCUCAACAUCCUCAAACAAUACGCAGAUCUGUGUGCUUACUCGGCGAGUACGCCAGAGAUCCAGCGUGCGAAGGAUGCUUACGAUGUCGCAAUCAACUUCUACUUCAAGGGCCGAUCCCUCGGCGUCCCUGAAACGCAAUGGUCUCAUCUCAACGUCUAUCUCGAUCUCGUCGAAAAGUGCGAGAAUCCCACACAAGCGGCAUUCCAUCUCAGAAAACUCUCGAGAUGGUUGCUUGGGAGGAAAGAAGACACUUUCUGGGACGAAGUGACAGGAGACGACAGAGAGUUUGACAACGACGACGUUCCUCGACGAAUUCAGAUUUCGGAAUUCAAGUACAGCCGAUACACAAACAAGAAGGAGAUGUACGGUGAAGGUUUGCCCUUGGAGCUGCGUGUCAAACUCGGUCUCUUCCGUGUCAAAAUCAGUAGAGCUGAUCUUCCCGAGGCCAUGCGCCACUUCCAGCAGCUCCUUGACCUCAAAGACGAAGUUGCUGAUUACUUUGAUCUGUUCAGAGACGUUGCCGAGGCUCUGAUUGAGCAGACCUAUUACGCAGAGGCCAUUCUCUUCUACGAGCCCAUAAGAUCAGUGCCCGAAGCAUGUGAUCAUGACUACUACAUGAAGCUUGCAGAUUGCUAUAUGACCUUCAAUCGCAACGCAGACGCAGAGUCUUGCUGGAAGUUUAUCGUUGACAAUGAUCCAGAGGACAUCAAGUCGCGUAUCGCGUUGGCCAAACUGUACGAGGCUGAGCAGAGAAUGGCAGAGGCUGUUCCACUGGUACACGAGGUUAUUAGACUGGGCCGAAGUGAUGCAGUGAAGAAAGCCAAGAUCACUGUGGACAAGCCUCCUCCACCGCGUGUGUCUCAAACCUACGAACGUCUUCAACAGCAAGAUCAGCGUAUCAAAGCCAACCACGUUCUUGUCAACUCGGCCAGAGAAUCCUUGGACGAAGACGAGGAUGCCCUGCAGACCUACUUUGAAGCCGCGCAAGAGAUGAUCGACGACUUCAAGACCGUCCGCGCCUUCUACCCCGGCCGCGACAAACACAUCAAGUUUACCGGCUAUGGCCGCAACACCAAAAAUCCUGUGGUUGCCGAAAUGGAAGCCAUGAAGAAGCGAAUCGCAGAAGAUGGCAUGGACGUUGACGAAGAGGUCCCUGACGAAAGCAUCCCUGACAAUUUCCACGACAUCAAAUUCACAGAGUGGCUAGAUAUGUUCUGCGAAUAUGCUUUGCUGCUCGCCAAAGCCGCUGACAGAGAAAAGUGCUAUGAGGUGCUUACAGGCGCAUUUAGCUGUACAGUAUUCUACCACAGUCUCCAGCACAAGACACAGAUACACGCGACUUGGAUGGCAUGCGCCCUUCUCCUCAACGACGAACAAAAAGUCUGCGAGGUAGGUCGCUUCUUCAUCAUCGAAUGGCCUCACAGCGGCGCCGCCUACCAACUCUUCGCCGCCGUAAACCGCCUCUUCGCUGGCUACAGUAACUGGUUCAACAGCGGGCCCACCCAAAAAUUCAUCCUCCGUCAAGUGAAAGCCCUCGAUUACGCACUUUUGGACCCAGAAUCCCGCGCCCUCUACGCCUUUACCGGCCAAGAACGCAGUUCCUACACCCACGCCGGCAAACGCGAUGCAAACCCUUACUCUUUGCCUGACCUCGACGCCGGCGUCAUCUCCCUCUACGGCCACAUAAUGGCAGCAGCACAAUCCUGGACGUCGGCACUAAACUACUACUUCCGCGUGCUUACCCUGGAUCCGGAUAACAUUGCCAUCAAUCUGUGCUUGGCUACUGCAUACAUGCAAAUGGCGAUGAAACGGCAAGCAGAGAACCGUCACUGGCAAAUCUAUCAGGGAUUGGCGUUUUUGGAGAAAUAUGUGCGGCUGAGGAAANAGAGUGGCGAGGUGAUACAUGAGCAAGAGGCUGUGUAUAAUAUUGGAAGAUCGUGGCAUCUUUUGGGCAUCAUGCAUUUGGCGAUUCCAGAGUAUGAAAAGUGUUUGGCGUUGGCUGAUAGAGUCAGAGAGGAAGCCAGAGAGAAGAGAAGACGGCAGGAUAGCGAUGAUGGCGUGGUUGGUGAGGUUGGUGCGGUUGGUGAAAUUGGUCAGGAGGACGAAGAAGAAGACGAAGAAGAAGACGAAGAAGAAGGAGAAGAAACAGACCCUGAAGAGUUUACCCAAGAGGCGGCGUUUGCGUUGAUGCAUAUCCUCGCCAUGAACAGCAACGAAAAGGCGGCGAGGAAGAUUGCGGAAAAGUAUCUCGUCAUGUGA